UCCACUUGCCACUUUCUACGUGGAGUGAAGGAAUGUGUUGAAGGCAAAAUUACAUUUUGCGCUGGAUUUACAUAAUAAUCUGCAGUUUUCAUGCAUAUUGAAAUAAAUUUAUAUUCCAGAAAACCUAAUAAAAGUGUACUUUGUGGCAAAAGGUAAAGUUGUGAAGAAACGCAAUCAUGAGUAGAUUCUUUGCUACUGGUACAGACUCUGAGUCUGAGAGUGUGACAGAUGAAGAGCCAAUUGUUCGCACGCAAGCUCCUGUCUACACAUUCAGUGAUGACGAAGAAGAAACAAAACGUGUUGUGCGGUCUAUGAAAGAAAAGCGCUAUGAGGAGUUGGAAGGCAUCAUCCACUCUUUGCGCAAUCAUCGCAAAAUCAAGGACUUCUCGUCAGCUCUAGCCUCUUUUGAGGAACUGCAGAAAGCUUAUACUCGUGCUUUACCAGUUGUUACGAAGGAGGAAAACGGGAUUGCACCAAGGUUCUUUAUCAGAGCUCUUGUGGAACUUGACGACUGGGUAGCAGGGGCAUGGGCUGACAGAGAUGGCAGGAAAACAUUGUCGAAAGGCAACAGCAAAGCAUUGACAUCAUUGCGGCAGAAGCUGAGAAAGUACACUAAGGACUUUGAAGCUGAAAUAUCUAAGUUCCGCGAAGACCCAGACUUGCCUGAUGAUGAUGAUGAACAUAAAGAUACUUCAUCAUCCGAUGAUUCUGAAGAAGAAGACAAAGUGAAGGAGAAGGUUAGAGCCCGUCGAUCUCCCGAGAUUCCUCGCCGUGCGCCCCCCCAGGAUGACGAAUCUUCUGACUCCAUGGACUGGGGCUCCAGUUCUUCCGAAUCCAGUUCUGAAUCAGACUUCGAGGAACGCGGAGCCACCACUCUCCGCGAGAAGUUCCUUAAGAGAAACACUGAGAGGGAUGAAGAUGAAGAUAGGGAUAAGCGUAAGGAGAAAAAGCGAGCGGAGAGACAGGGCCGAGGCAAAGUCAGCAAGAAGGAUCAGGCUGAUGAUGGCGGCGAAUGGGAGACUGUCAGAAAGGGCGCGGCUACAUCUGAUAAGCCUAAAAUGUUUGCAAAGGAUAGCGACAUUGAUACAGCCCUGGUUGUGAAAAAACUGGGUGAAAUUAGCGCCGCUCGGGGCCGCAAACGCACUGACCGCCGCGCUCAGCUCGAACUCCUGCAUGAGCUGCGGACUGUCGCCGCACAACACAAUCUCGGCGAUGCUCUUCAACUUAAACUCCGUGCAGCCACUGUCGCAGCCCUCUUCGACUAUAACCCUAAAGUGUCCGACGCCAUGAAGCCAGAAUACUGGUCUAAGCUUGUAGAAAAUGUAGACCAUAUGGUCACAUUACUCUUAAGCCAUGAAGAUAUGGUGUUGAGUGAACAAAUCACCGAAGAAAAUGAACAGCUUGUUACCCCACCGUAUCGCGUUCGAGGAUGUUUACUGACAGCCUUAGAACGGCUUGAUGAUGAGUUUACAAAGCUUUUGAAAGAGUGUGAUCCUCACUCUAAUGAAUAUGUAGAGAGACUUAAGGACGAAGUCAGAGUCUCAGCGCUCAUUGAUCGCGUGUGCCAAGUCGUUGAACGUGAUGGCACCCCACAAGAAAUAUGUCGCGCGUAUCUGCGUAAGAUUGACCACUUGUAUUAUAAGUUUGAUCCGAGGGCAGUAAAGAAAGAUUUACCUCCUGGUGAGGAAACCACUAUCAAGAAAAUGGAGCGUUUAUGUAAAUACAUUUACGCUCACGAUGAGUCGGACCGUCUGAGGACUCGCGCCAUUUUAUCCCAUAUUUACCAUCACGCGUUACACGACAAUUGGUUCCAAGCUCGCGACCUACUGCUUAUGUCCCAUCUCCAAGAAACUGUGCAACAUUCCGAUCCGAGCACACAAAUUUUGUAUAAUCGUACUAUGGCAAACUUAGGUCUCUGUGCGUUCCGCCGCGGCAACGUGAAAGAAGCGCACGGUUGUCUAGCUGAGCUAAUGAUGACUGGAAAACCUAAAGAGCUCCUCGCUCAAGGAUUGUUGCCACAGCGUCAGCACGAGCGCUCUAAGGAACAAGAGAAGAUCGAGAAGCAGCGUCAAAUGCCGUUCCAUAUGCAUAUUAACUUGGAGUUGCUUGAAUGCGUAUACUUGGUGUCUGCCAUGUUGAUAGAGAUUCCUUAUAUGGCGGCGCACGAGUUUGACGCUCGCAGGCGUAUGAUCAGUAAGACGUUCUACCAGAACCUGCGUGCGAGUGAACGACAAGCUUUGGUUGGACCGCCAGAGUCGAUGCGUGAGCACGCUGUCGCAGCCGCUAGGGCGAUGCGGCGCGGUGAUUGGCGAGCCUGCCUCAAUUAUAUUGUCAAUGAAAAGAUGAAUGCAAAGGUGUGGGACCUAAUGGUGGGCGCCGACAACGUCCGCGCGAUGCUUGGCCGCCUCAUCCGUGAGGAGUCUGUACGCACGUACCUCUUUACGUACGCGCACGUGUACGCGUCGCUUUCCCUCCGGUCCCUGGCGGACAUGUUCGAACUGCCGCGCCAACGCGUGCACUCUCUCGUCUCCAAGAUGAUCAUCAAUGAAGAACUGCUGGCGUCUCUGGACGACCCCAGUGAGUGUGCUAUUCUGCACCGCUCUGAGCCGACGAGGAUGCAAGCGCUUGCCUUGCAGCUGGCUGAUAAGGUCGGCAACGUAGUGGACUCCAACGAGCGGAUUUUCGAGAAGCAAGGCUCUUUCUUCCAGCGCGGGGGGGCCGGCCGCGGAGAGGGUAGGCAGCGGGGCGAGAGACCCCGCGAGGGAUGGAACCGACGCACCAGAAAUCGCAGGCGUGACGACGAACGCUCCCACGACGAUUAGAAAACGUCCCGUUUCUCCUCCCCUAGGUACAAAUGCUGUACCUCUUAUUACAAUGCCUUCGGUAAAGGCCUGAGCACACUAGAUACCUUGAUGAAUGUUCUUUCAUAUUCAUUUUAACGUUUGGUGUGCUCAGGCCUAAAAAAUGUAAUAUUUGUAUACAACAGUCGUGAUACCUAAAUAUGUAUAUCACAGUAUAUAUUUCAUUACCUACAAUGUUAUUCGCCGGUCAACAGUUUAUUUAGAAUGCUUUAUUAUUAUUUUUACAUCCCAUUUGAUAAUUUGUUUGGUUUGAAUAACAGUGUAAUAAAAUAUUUGUCACAAA
Messenger RNA from Amyelois transitella, 3144 nucleotides. RefSeq names its product eukaryotic translation initiation factor 3 subunit C (gene eIF3c). The record is from RefSeq and is a predicted model, not a curated record. Bases 177 to 2822 code for a protein of 881 amino acids. Gene Ontology annotation, cellular component: eukaryotic translation initiation factor 3 complex. NCBI's taxonomy places the organism in Eukaryota, Metazoa, Arthropoda, Insecta, Lepidoptera, Pyralidae. Gene Ontology annotation, molecular function: RNA binding; translation initiation factor activity; translation initiation factor binding. The transcript is spliced from 7 exons. Gene Ontology annotation, biological process: translational initiation.